AAGCUUUUCCAUUACCCCUGGUAAAUCAUCGUCAUUGCCAAAUGAAGAGAGUUUUUCCCUACAGAAAGCAGAGAGCAGAGAGCAGAGAGCAGAGAGUUACAUCCAUCCAUCCUUGAUCGUUUUAUCUCUUCAUCAUUUAUCUCUUCACCAAACACCAACACUCAGUCAUAUCUAUAAUCUAACCAUCUCGAGGUAGAUUCUUUUUACUCUACAUGAUACCGAUACACCAUCUCAUGCAUUCACUAGCUACAAUACCGCCAUCGCCAUGCCCUUCUCUCUUGUCCUCGUUAUCGCUCUCGAUAUCGAUGUCAACAUCUUAUCAUCAUCUCUCGCCUUCUCUCACCAUCGGCGUCUGAUGUCCAAGGUGGCUGGUUCCAACGGAGCAUCGCCUCGUCCUUCAUUCCUUGUGCUUCUCACAUCCAAUUCCCCGAGAAGAAGGCGAUUGAUUUCCCGUAUUCAGUAUUCCGCUCGGGUACUCUUACACAAUCGAUCCCCUUUAUGGGCCGACAUUCCGCCACAUCUAGAAAGUUUCCAUCUUUUUUGGUCAUCAAAUGUGUCAAACCCAUUUUUCUCGCUCCACACACACACGAUUCCCAAUUAGUAUUGGUGUGAAAAGGCUGAUUCAGUCCGUUGCUUUCUCAGCUACCGAGACACCAAGGUUGGUUGUUCGGUUUCAUUUUACCCCACUAGGAAAUUAUUUACUUCGAGACCCAUUUACUCUUGACCUCUCUCGUCAUUGUAUAGUAUCGUCCCAAGCCUUUCAUUGGUGAAAAGAGUAAAAGACUGAAAGACUGAAAUUCAUUUGAUUGAUUGAUUGAUUGAUUGAUUGAAUUACCAGAAUAUUGAUUAUUGAAACUUAUCUUCAAAAUGUCUACAUACCCAGAACAACAACUUUACUAUGAUGGCAAAGUACAACAAGCAACCUCUAAAGAAACAUUUACCACAGUCAACCCCGCCACAGGAAAACCUCUAGCAACUGUACAAAAGGCAUCACCGUCAGAUAUUGAUUCCGCUGUGGCUUCGGCACAAAAAGCAUUUCCAUCAUGGUCACAGACACCACCAAUCAUCCGCUCCAGAAUCCUUCUCAAAGCCGUUCAGAUACUUCGCGAACGAAAUGAUGAAAUAGCCAAGGUGGAAACGCACGAUACAGGCAAAGCGUACUCGGAAACCAGCGCUGUCGAUGUCGUUACUGGAGCAGAUGUACUAGAAUACUUUGCAAAUCUAGUUGCAAGUGGAGGAAUGAAUGGAGAAACCACACAAUUAAGACCUGAUGCAUGGAUAUAUACUAAAAAGGAAGCUUUGGGGGUAUGCGCCGGGAUUGGAGCUUGGAAUUACCCUAUUCAAAUUGCAUUAUGGAAAUCAGCGCCUUGCUUAGCAGCCGGAAAUUGUAUGGUCUAUAAGCCAUCUGAAGUAACUCCAUUGCAUGGUCAAAUUCUCGCACAAGUGUAUGCAGAAGCUGGAAUCCCCCCGGGAGUUUUCAAUAUCGUACAUGGAGAUGGAUCAGUGGGAGGGUAUUUGACCACUCAUCCAGAUAUUGCCAAAGUAAGUUUUACAGGACAGGUCUCAACUGGUCAAAAGGUGGCUGCAGCAGCAGCUGGUGGCAUGAAAUAUGUUACCAUGGAGUUGGGCGGUAAAAGUCCUCUCAUUAUCCUACCAGAUACCGACCUUGAAAAUGCUGUUGAUGGAGCUAUGAUGGCCAACUUUUACUCCACCGGUCAAGUCUGCACAAACGGAACUAGAGUUUUUGUACACGAAAGUAUGAAAUCAGCAUUCGAAAAACGUCUUCUCGAAAAGAUGGAAUACAUUAGAGCCUUGGGGCCAAUGGAUGCCAACAGUAAUUUCGGGCCCCUCGUUUCGGAAAUUCAUCAAAAGAAAGUCCUCAACUAUAUCCAACAUGGAAUCGAAAACGAUAAAGCAAAACUCCUCUAUGGUGGUCCGGAAAAGCCAACCGACAUUCCCAGCGGCCACGAAUCAGGCUUUUGGGUUCGCCCUACCAUCUUCACAGAUUGUACGGAUGACAUGCUCAUCACCCGGGAAGAAAUAUUCGGUCCAGUCCUUUGCAUUCUUACCUAUUCCACCACAGAAGAAGUUAUUCGUCGCGCCAACGACACAAAGUUGGGAUUAGCAGCCGGUGUCUUUGGAAAGAAUAUAAACGAAUGUCAUGAAGUGAUUGGAAAGAUAGAAGCAGGUAUAACAUGGAUUAAUACAUGGGGAGAAAGUCCUGCCGAGAUGAGCGUAGGAGGUUGGAAGAUGAGUGGAGUGGGAGUGGAAAAUGGGAGAAGGGGAUUAAAUGCUUGGGUUAGGGAAAGGAGUACUUUGGUACAAAAUGGUGGAGGAGCGGUGGGAAGUGUUUUUUGUAAAUUGUAAGACGUGAGCCGGCUGCUUUGUGAUAUAUCCAUAUCGUAUUUGAGGGUUGGAGAAUGAGAAUGAAUUGAGUGGGAAGAAUAAAGGAACGAAAAGGAUAAGCUUGAUGAGUUUAAUGAGCUUAAAUUCUAGGCUAUUGAUUGAUUGGUACACACACAAAUCAAUAUCUAAUCUAUAUAAUAACAGGAUUUCUAGGAGAUAGGUAGAUAGGUAGUCAUAAAAUAAAUACUAUAUAUAUUAUACCUACUAGGUAGGUAUUGAAAGAAUCAAACAGAAACAAU
Messenger RNA from Sclerotinia trifoliorum, 2645 nucleotides. The record is from the annotation of a GenBank genome assembly. NCBI's taxonomy places the organism in Eukaryota, Fungi, Ascomycota, Leotiomycetes, Helotiales, Sclerotiniaceae.